AAGAAGCAGCAGCAGCAGCAGCAGAAGAAGCAGCAGCAGAAGAAGAAGAAUCAGAAGCAGUAGCAGCAGAAGAAGCUCGUUAGUGAAUGUGUACUUAAAAACACUGGGUUUUUGCAGUCAUGUCGCAGCAGCAGCCUCCGCCAGGAAAUCCACAGGCGGUACUUCAGCAGCCUCCACAGCAGCAGCAGCAGCAGCUCAACCAGCAGCAGGAUUUCGACCCGGUUCAUAGGUUUAAAAUGCUGAUUCCGCAAUUAAAAGAAAGUUUACAGAACGUAAUGGCCAUCGCUUCACAAAAUUUUGCACACAACACUGCAAUUGAUAACGGAAUUGCAGUGAGGGCAGAAAAGCCACUCUCACCAAGAAAGAGUAAUGAUUCCACAGUUCAGCGAUUUGACAAGAGUUUAGAAGAGUUUUACGCCCUGUGUGAUCAACUGGAGCUCUGUCUGCGCCUGGCCCACGAGUGCCUCUCUCAGAGCAUUGACAGUGCCAAACACUCUCCAAACCUGGUACCCACAGCAACAAAACCUGACACAGUGCAAACAGAAUCUCUAUCUUACUCUCAGUAUCUCAGCAUGAUCAAAUCUCAGAUAUCUUGUGCUAAAGACAUUCAUAAUGCUCUGCUGGAAUGCUCCAAGAAAAUAGCCGGAAAGAGUCAGCAGCAAGGAAUCCUUUAAUAGCGAUCAAUAUAAGUUUCUGUAAAUUUGCUUUAACUUCAUAUCCUAAGAUUGCCCAGAAGGUGUUUUUAGAUGAUGUUAAUAAAAAUGAUUUUUUUAAUGUAUGACGGGUUAAAAAUACAUGUAUUUGUUGGUUGCAUAAUUAAACUGUGUAACUGUUCAA
Silurus meridionalis is the source of this 837-nucleotide messenger RNA. It is a transcript of the gene med29, whose product is annotated as mediator complex subunit 29. Gene Ontology annotation, molecular function: transcription coregulator activity; transcription factor binding. The record is from RefSeq and is a predicted model, not a curated record. The transcript has 5 exons. Gene Ontology annotation, biological process: regulation of transcription by RNA polymerase II. The coding region runs from base 120 to 674 and encodes 184 amino acids. Gene Ontology annotation, cellular component: mediator complex. NCBI's taxonomy places the organism in Eukaryota, Metazoa, Chordata, Actinopteri, Siluriformes, Siluridae.